Messenger RNA from Pezoporus occidentalis (night parrot), 1557 nucleotides. Its product is annotated as cathelicidin-B1-like. The transcript is spliced from 4 exons. Gene Ontology annotation, biological process: antimicrobial humoral immune response mediated by antimicrobial peptide; innate immune response; defense response to Gram-negative bacterium. Gene Ontology annotation, molecular function: lipopolysaccharide binding. The record is from RefSeq and is a predicted model, not a curated record. Bases 795 to 1496 code for a protein of 233 amino acids. NCBI's taxonomy places the organism in Eukaryota, Metazoa, Chordata, Aves, Psittaciformes, Psittacidae. Gene Ontology annotation, cellular component: extracellular region.
UACAGGCCAGGAUGACAUUGGCCUUCUUGGCUGCCUGGGCACAAGCUGCUCAUGUUCAACUGUCGACCAACACCCCAGGUCCAUUUCCAUGGAGCAGCUUUCCAGCCACUCUUCCCCAAGCCUGGAGCAUUGCAUGGGGUUGUUGUGACCAAGUACAGGACCUGGCACUUUGCCUUGUUGAACCUCACACCAUUGUCCACAGCCCAUUGAUCUGGCCUGUCCAGAUGCUUCCUACCCUCCAGCAGAUCAACACUCACAGCCAACUUGCUGUCAUCUGGGGGUGUACCUGAUCCCCUCAUCCAGGUCACUGAUAAAGUCACUAAACAGACUGGGCCCCAACACUGAGCCCUGGGGAACACCACUUGUGACUGGCCACCAACUGGGUUUAGCUCCAUUCACCACCACUCUUUAAUCCCAGCCAUCCACCAGUUCUUUACCCAUCCAAGCUGUGAGCAGCCAGUUUCUCCAGGAUAAUACUGUGGAAAACAGUGUCAAAGGCUUCAUUCAGCCCUAUGGGAGACCGGGCCUGGGAAACCCAACCUGGUGUCACCCUAUGUCCCCAUCAGACCUGGCUCAGCUCCUCGGUGGUCACCUUGGCAUGGUGGUACCCAGGACCAGCACCCUCCAUGGAGACGUUGUGGUUCAGCAUCACCCCUGUCCUCAUUUCACCCUCCCUGGGUAUGCAAUGUGCUCCCAUGGGGGACCCCCAUUGUGGGGGGACCUCAACCCUGUGGCCUCUCUUCUGCUGAGCAGUGCUGGGCCAGCUGCUGUGGUGGCAUGGGUGUCAGAGGGGGAUGGACUCGGCUCCUGGCCGGAUUUGUCCCCCUGGGAAUUCCCCAGUGUUACAGGGGGAAGUGUCAGCCCAUGGGAACGCCCGUGGUGGCUGUGCCAGCACAUCCAGGGCAGAUCCCAUAAAAGGGCUGCCGGCACAGAGGGUGGCAGGAGGCAGGAUGAGGCCGUGCCAAGUACUGCUGCUGCUGCUGGGGCUGGCCAGAGCCACCACACCGGGCCCAGAUGGAUCCACACUGGGAUCAGCUGGAUCCAUCCCAGUGUCCCUGCCAGGGCUCUGGACCGUGAGCUAUGAGGAUGCUGUCUCGGCAGCUGUGGAGCUGCUCAACACAAGGGUCAUCACUCCCUAUGUCCUGCGGCUCCGGGAGGCACAGCCCCGGCCCGGCUGGCCUGGGGACCUGCAGCACCCGCAGGAGCUGAGCUUCAGCGUGGAGGAGACCUCGUGCCGGGCAUCGGGGAUGGCCACCACUGCCUGCAAGAGCCACUGGUUUGGGGCAGUAAGCUGGUGCCACGGCUAUGCCUUCCUGGAGCAGCAGCAGCCCAUGGUGGAGCUGUCCUGCGAGAAGAUGCCCAUCACGCUCGGCCCGAUCCGGAAAUCCGGCAUCAAGAACCUUUUUGGCAGGAUCAAGGAGCGUUUCAAGGGCUUCUUCCAGUGCAGCAAGGUCUGGAUCCGUGACAAACUCAACCUGAAAAAGCCUAAAUCCUGAGCGGGUGAUGUCGCAUCCCUCCUGCCCCGUGAUCCUGCCCAGGCGCUCUGCUUCCAAUAAA